UAUUGAAACUUGGAAGAAAUUUGAUGCUACCAAUCAUUAAAAUCAUCUAAUUUCUACUUCUCUUUUGCCAUUUCUCUCCAUUACUUGCAAAUCUUUCAUUUCAUCUAUUCUCAUUGCAUGGUAUUGACAUUAAAGAAAUAAGCCUUUUUCAAGUCGCGUCUUCCUUUGUGUAUAAGGUUCAUCAUGAGAUUUUCCAUGUCUAUCUGCCAACAAACACAUCAUCACGUGCUCGACAUUUCCGCCGGCGGGCUCAAAAUGGACAUUGUAACUCCUAGGUGGCAGAAAGCAAAGGCGGUGAUUUUAAUGGGGGCAACAGGCACUGGCAAAUCGAGACUCUCUAUAGAACUGGCAACCCAAUUCCCUUCAGAAAUAAUUAACUCAGAUAAAAUGCAAAUUUACAAAGGCCUUGAAGUAACGACCAACAAAAUCACUGAAGAAGAGAGGUCCGGGAUACCCCACCACCUAUUAGGAGAAGUAAAUCCUAAUGCAGACUUCAUAGCAAAAGAUUUUUGCAAUAUGGCUUCGCUUGCUAUUGAAUCUAUUUCGACCAGGGGUUUGCUUCCAAUUAUUGUCGGAGGCUCUAAUUCAUACAUUGAGGCCCUGGUGGAUGAUGCAGAUUUUAGAUUCCGAUCAAAAUACGAGUGUUGCUUCCUGUGGGUGGAUGUGUCGAUGACUGUGCUAAACGAAUUCCUGCACAAGCGAGUCGAUGAAAUGGUUGGCAAUGGAAUGGUUGAUGAGGUGAGGAAAAUCUUCGAUCCCUACGCAGAUUACUCCAGAGGGAUCAGGAGAUCCAUCGGGGUCCCAGAACUGGACAAGUACUUAAGGGCUGAAGUAUUUUUGAACGGAGAAAAUUGCGACAGACUACUUCUCGAAGCAAUACGUGAGAUUAAAUAUAACAACUGCAAGUUAGCUCGUCGCCAAUUGGAAAAAAUCCGUCGGUUGAAAAAUGUAAAGGGUUGGAACAUUCAUCGGAUUGAUGCCACUCAAGUAUUCCUGAACCGCGGAAACAGGAAAGAAGAGGAGUUGUGGAAUAAGCAAGUGGCCAGACCCAGUAGCGCCAUUGUUAGAGAAUUUCUUUGCAGCGUUACAGCAGGGAAGGCCCCUGCUGCCACUGCAGGAAUGACAAAAGAUUAUGUUGCACAAUGUCUGGUCUCCUAAAUUCAAUAAUAUUGUUCUUAUUUCACUAUGAUCAGUCAAUAGCAACUUUUCUUGCUAUUGGAGAGUUUUGCAAACAGUGCAUGUCACUUUACUGGAGUUUGUAUGGUUGGUGGAUGGAAUUAACAAGCUCAGAUACCAAGUGUAAACUCGUUACUCUAUUUGAUGUAUAAUUCAAAUCCAAAUGUCAGCGACCA
Hevea brasiliensis (rubber tree) is the source of this 1352-nucleotide messenger RNA. Its product is annotated as adenylate isopentenyltransferase 3, chloroplastic-like. Gene Ontology annotation, biological process: tRNA modification; cytokinin biosynthetic process. Gene Ontology annotation, molecular function: tRNA dimethylallyltransferase activity. The transcript is spliced from 2 exons. Gene Ontology annotation, cellular component: mitochondrion. The coding region runs from base 184 to 1158 and encodes 324 amino acids. Lineage: Eukaryota; Viridiplantae; Streptophyta; Magnoliopsida; Malpighiales; Euphorbiaceae. The record is from RefSeq and is a predicted model, not a curated record.